Penicillium antarcticum is the source of this 1320-nucleotide messenger RNA. Its product is annotated as glycoside hydrolase family 16 protein. Gene Ontology annotation, molecular function: hydrolase activity, hydrolyzing O-glycosyl compounds. The record is from RefSeq and is a predicted model, not a curated record. The transcript has 2 exons. Bases 1 to 1320 code for a protein of 439 amino acids. Gene Ontology annotation, biological process: glucan catabolic process. NCBI's taxonomy places the organism in Eukaryota, Fungi, Ascomycota, Eurotiomycetes, Eurotiales, Aspergillaceae.
AUGCACGUUCUUUCGACCCUCCUGCCCGUUGUUGGCUUGUUGUCCCAGCUCAGUGCUGCCAAGUAUAGCCUCAAGGAUGACUAUGGUAGCACCGACUCGUUCUUUGACAAGUUCAACUUCUUCACAGACACCGACCCAACCAAUGGCUAUGUCAGCUACGUCGACCGCAACACCGCCUCCAGCGGUGGUCUGAUCAACGCCUCCAGCAGCAACGGCGUCUACAUCGGUGUUGACCACUCCAACACCGCCAGCAAGCCUGGCCGUCAAUCUGUCCGCCUGGAGAGCACCAACACCUACACCCACGGUCUCGUCAUCCUCGACUUAGCCCACAUGCCCGGCAGCGUCUGCGGCAGCUGGCCUGCCUUUUGGAUGCUGGGCUCCGACUGGCCCAAGAACGGCGAGAUCGACAUCAUCGAGGGCGUCAACGACCAAUCUUCCAACCAGAUGACCCUGCACACCAGCUCCGACUGCUCGAUCUCCAACUCUGGUUUCACAGGCACCAUCAGCACGGACGACUGCUACGUCGAUGCCUCUGGCCAAACUGUUAACGCAGGCUGCGCCAUCGAUAACGGUAACUCGGAGUCAUUCGGUUCGGGCUUUAACAAUGCUGGCGGCGGCGUCUACGCCACUGAGUGGACUGGCUCUGCUAUCAACGUCUGGCAUUUCCCCUCUUACUCCGUUCCCUCGGAUAUCUCCUCUGGAAACCCCGUCCCUUCAAACUGGGGAACGCCCGCUGCUCGGUUCGCCGGAUCUUGUGACAUCGACUCGCACUUCAACAACUUGCAAAUAGUCUUCGAUAUCACCUUCUGCGGCGAUUGGGCUGGUGAAUCGUCCGUCUGGAGCUCGGGAAGCUGCGCUUCCAAGGCUGAUACCUGCAACUCCUAUGUUCAGAACAACCCCUCUGCCUUUGAGGAGACCUACUGGCGUGUCAAUUCGCUCAAGGUUUAUCAGGAGUCUAGUUUGCUGGAUGUUGAUGUCGGCAUUGAUAUCAAUGUCGAUAUUGAUAUUGAUGGAAAGUCGAAUUCGAAGUCCUCCAAGUCUGACUCCAAGUCUGACUCCAAGUCGGAUUCCAAGUCGAAUUCGAAGUCUGACUCCAAGUCUGACUCCAAGUCGGAUUCCAAGUCGAGUUCGAAGUCUGACUCCAAGUCUGACUCCAAGUCGGAUUCCAAGUCGAGUUCCAAGUCUGACUCCAAGAAGUCUUCGUCGAAACAGUCGACUCGCGAUACCGCCCCCUACGUCCGUCCCGGACCCCGUCCUUCAACCAAGCACCGUCGCGACCACUACCGUCGCGGUCACGGUCACGGCCACGUCCACGCCUAG